Messenger RNA from Papilio polytes (common Mormon), 1677 nucleotides. It is a transcript of the gene Mcad, whose product is annotated as probable medium-chain specific acyl-CoA dehydrogenase, mitochondrial. The record is from RefSeq and is a predicted model, not a curated record. Gene Ontology annotation, biological process: medium-chain fatty acid catabolic process; fatty acid beta-oxidation. The transcript is spliced from 10 exons. Gene Ontology annotation, molecular function: medium-chain fatty acyl-CoA dehydrogenase activity; flavin adenine dinucleotide binding. Bases 174 to 1445 code for a protein of 423 amino acids. Lineage: Eukaryota; Metazoa; Arthropoda; Insecta; Lepidoptera; Papilionidae. Gene Ontology annotation, cellular component: mitochondrion.
AUCAAUCGUUGAAUUUGGCAUUUGGCUGCCAGCUUGCCUUUGUGACACUGUGCUACUUUCUCGCUUGCUUCAUUGAGUGAUUUUAGUUAUUAAUCGUAGUUACAGUUCAAAGUCCAAAGACUUUGAGUCGUAAGGGCAUUUAAGUUUUGCACUUAAUUUAAAGAAUUAUUAAAAUGAACCCCAUGUCAAAAGUUUUACGUACAACACGGCCCAUCUACCGAAGUCUGUCUACAACUGCCGCUGUUGCCUCAGCGAAACCUAUUCCUACAACUGGAUUUUGUUUUGAAUUAAAUGAUGAGCAGAAAGCACUGCAGGAUCUGGCGCGUAAGUUCACCAAGGAAGAAAUAAUACCAUCGGCUGCUCAGUAUGACAAAACUGGUGAAUAUCCUUGGCCGAUUGUCAAGAAGGCAUGGGAGCUUGGACUUAUGAAUGGACACAUUCCGGAACAUUGCGGGGGUAUGGGAAACUUUGGUGUUUUUGAAGAGUGUCUUACGGCUGAAGAAUUUGCGUUCGGCUGCACAGGCAUAACUACUGCUAUUGGAGGAACUGGUCUUGGACAAACUCCAGUUAUUAUUGCUGGCAAUAAAGAACAGCAAAAGAAAUAUCUCGGAAGACUUAUUGACGAACCCCUUGUUGCUGCGUAUGGUGUAACCGAGCCCGGGGCGGGUUCCGAUGUAGCUGGUAUAAAGACUCGUGCAGAGAAGAAGGGAGAUGAAUGGAUUCUCAACGGCCAGAAGAUGUGGAUCACCAAUGGAGGUGUCGCUAACUGGUAUUUCGUUCUGGCUAGAACCAAUCCAGAUCCGAAGUGCCCGGCGAGCAAGGCUUUCACUGGUUUCAUUGUGGAGAGGGAGUGGGCCGGAGUUACACCCGGACGGAAGGAACAAAACAUGGGCCAGCGAGCGUCCGACACUCGAGGUAUCACUUUUGAAGAUGUCCGUAUUCCGAAAGAGAAUGUCCUUAUUGGGGAAGGCGCUGGCUUCAAGAUUGCUAUGGGCGCGUUUGAUAAAACAAGACCACCGGUUGCUGCUGGGGCGACGGGUCUUGCGCAGCGUGCGUUGGAUGAGGCAACGCGGUAUUCAUUAGAACGCAAGACAUUCGGUGUUCCUAUCGCACAUCAUCAAGCGGUCGCGUUUCUCCUAGCUGAUAUGGCCAUCGGCGUAGAAACAGCUCGCUUGGCGUGGCAACGCUCUGCCUGGAUGGUAGACCAUGGUCAAAAGAACACGGUAAUGGCAUCGGUGGCGAAAUGCCACGCUUCAGAGAUUGCAAACAAAGCGGCGUCUGAUGCUGUUCAAGUAUUCGGCGGUAAUGGCUUCAAUACAGAAUAUCCUGUAGAAAAACUCAUGAGAGACGCCAAAAUCUAUCAGAUUUACGAAGGCACCUCACAAAUUCAAAGGCUCAUCAUUUCCAGGGAACUUUUGACCGCAGCUAAACAAACUAAUGCAUAAUCCACUUUUUAUAACAGCUAACUAAUUAAAGUUUUUAGUGUUUUAACUUGGAUGUUAGAUACAUCUUAUUCUUUUAACAAGAAAUAUAUAAGAUAUAGUGUGAUGUAUAAAAAUAUAACUCAGGUGUGCAUAUAUUUUUUUAAGAAUAUACAAAUUUAUAAUUCAUGUUGGAUUGUUUGUUGCAUGUUUUGUAGUAUUUGUAUUUUUCGAUAAUAAAAUAUUUUUUACUAUU